Messenger RNA from Arvicola amphibius (Eurasian water vole), 1329 nucleotides. It is a transcript of the gene Col26a1, whose product is annotated as collagen type XXVI alpha 1 chain. The coding region runs from base 1 to 1329 and encodes 442 amino acids. Gene Ontology annotation, molecular function: protein binding. The transcript has 13 exons. Lineage: Eukaryota; Metazoa; Chordata; Mammalia; Rodentia; Cricetidae. The record is from RefSeq and is a predicted model, not a curated record.
AUGAAGCUCGUUUUGCUGUUACCAUGGGCGUGCUGCUGCUUGUGCGGGUCGGCGCUGGCCACGGGUUUCCUCUACCCGUUCCCGGCAGCAGCCUUGCAGCAGCACGGCUACCCGGAGCAGGGCGCCGGCUCCCCCGGCAACAGCUACUCGAGUCGCCGGCACUGGUGCCAUCACACCGUGACAAGGACAGUGUCCUGCCAGGUGCAGAACGGCUCGGAGACGGUGGUCCAGCGAGUCUACCAGAGCUGCCGGUGGCCUGGGCCCUGUGCCAACCUCGUGAGUUACAGAACUCUCAUCAGACCGACCUAUCGGGUUUCCUACCGCACGGUGACUGCGCUGGAGUGGAGGUGUUGCCCUGGGUUUACUGGGAGCAACUGUGAAGAGGAGUGUAUGAACUGUACCCGGCUUAGCGAUAUGAGUGAGCGCCUGACCACGCUGGAGGCCAAGGUCCUCUUGCUGGAAGCUGCUGAGCAGCCUUCAGGCCCAGACAAUGACCUGCCACCCCCGCAGAGCACCCCGCCAACCUGGAAUGAGGACUUCUUGCCAGAUGCCAUUCCCAUUGCUCACCCAGGGCCCCGAAGGAGAAGACCCACAGGUCCAGCUGGGCCUCCAGGACAGAUGGGACCACCGGGACCUGCAGGGCCCCCAGGUUCCAAAGGUGACCGGGGCCAGACAGGAGAAAAGGGACCAGUGGGACCUCCAGGUCUCUUGGGGCCACCGGGGCCACGCGGGCUUCCUGGAGAGAUGGGACGCCCGGGUCCACCAGGCCCUCCUGGCCCGGCAGGCAGUCCCAGCCUCUUGCCAAACAGCCCCCAAGGUGUCCUCUAUUCCCUGCAGCCACCCACAGACAAGGAGAAUGGAGACUCCCAGCUGAACCCUGCUGUGGUUGACACAGUGCUGACAGGUGUCCCAGGUCCCCGGGGUCCCCCUGGCCCCCCUGGGCCCCCAGGACCACAUGGUCCUCCAGGACCUCCAGGAGCACCUGGAUUCCAGGGACUGAUAAUUGAGUGGGUUGUGGCAAGGUCAUCUGGUGAGCCCAGUGUGAAGGAAGGAGAAGAGGACAAAGCCGCCACCACUGCAGAGGGUGAGGGUGUGCAGCAGCUUCGAGAGGCCCUGAAGAUCCUGGCAGAGAGGGUCCUCAUCCUGGAACACAUGAUUGGGGUCCACGAUCCCCUGGCCUCCCCUGAAGGAGGCUCUGGGCAGGACGCGGCCCUGAGAGCCAAUCUCAAGAUGAAGCGGGGAGGCCCUCAACCUGAUGGCAUCCUGGCUGCCCUGCUGGGCCCUAACCCUGCACAAAAGAGCGUGGACCAGGCUGGCGACAGGAAGUAA